Molecule: messenger RNA, 906 nt
Organism: Rotaria socialis
Lineage: Eukaryota; Metazoa; Rotifera; Eurotatoria; Philodinida; Philodinidae
Source: the annotation of a GenBank genome assembly
AUGAUAUCGACUGGUGGAAAUCCCGACAAACGACUAGAACUUAUUCAAAAGACAUAUCAUCUUCAAACAACAAACAACAAUAUUGAAAAUUCUCCACCAGAUCGUUCUUUAGUUGCCAAAGUGUCUAGUCAUCAACCAUCUCGUAAAACGUCUGUUCACGACGUACAUGAAGCUCACAAUGAUCAAUUUAACAAAACAGUAGGAGAAAUACAUGAAAAUCUUGCUCGUAUAAAUGGCAUAUUAGAAACAAUGACUAGCGCUGCUUCAAUUCGAGAUGAAUUUGGAAAAAUAAAACUUCAAUUAAUUGUUAAAAUAGCUGAUUUUAUCUAUAAAUUAACAAAUGAUUCUGCAAGAAGAUCAUCGAAUAAUUUAAAGAAUAGUUCAACUAAUUUAACAUAUAAUCCUCAACACAUUGCUUAUUGUAUUGAAUAUUUUCGAAAUCAACUAAUAAAAGCUAAAUAUCUAUUUUCAUCAUUAACUUUAUCAGCUUCAAUUGGUUCAUCAACUCUUGAUAAUAUUGUUGUUAAAUCUCUUUCUACAAUAAAUCUUCAACAAACAUCAUCAAAUGGUCAAGAUGUACAAAGUAUUGAAGAUAUUACUGGAAUAAAAAAAGAUAUCUUAAAUUUAGAAGAGUAUAUUUAUUUACUUAAUCAACGUUAUGCAAAUCAUAUCGUCGAUUGGCAAACAUUAGAAGAUGUGGCAGGGGGAACGACAACGAUGACAGGAGAGGAAAAAUUACUAACUACUAAUGUUGGAUUUAAUAUUCAACGAUUAGGAGUAACCCCAGCAGCGCAAAAACUAUCAGCAACAUCAUCGACAACAUCAAUUGAACGUUCAAGUUUCUGUGCACGACUUCAUCAAAAAUGCCAAAUCGUUUGUUGUAUUUGUACACCUAAUUAUUUGUAA